UGGUGCCGGUAUAAAAGCCGGGAGCCGUUCUCUCGCCACGGAGCGCUGGUGUAUGAGAGGAAAAUGUAUCGUCUCGGCCAACUGUUUAUUUCCAAGAUCGCUUUCGAUUGCUUUUUAUCUACCGUGCCGCGGGAACAUUUUCACUUUACUAGACAAUACAAUAAAAGCUGGUCGUGUAUUGGCUGAUUUUUGAUCACAUUUAAUUUAAAUCUGCACAGAAAAUGCCAAGGACCAAGAAGAAGAAAAGCAAGGGGGGACAGCAUGGAGCUGUACAGCCUUUCAGUGAUGAGGACGCCUCCAUUGAAACUCUGAGUCACUGCAGCAGCUUCAGUGAUUCCACCAGUGUAGCAGAUGAAGGUGGAGAUGGAAGUGAAGACACAGCCCAGGAGGAUUUUCAGUAUAAACUGAAGGGCUUUAUCGACAGCACUGUGGACAAAAGUGCAAAGACCAGACAGGGCGCUCUGGACGGGCUGAAGACCGCCAUGGCCACGCGGAUCCUCUACGAGUUCAUCUCGGAGAGAAGGAUGACCAUCACAGACAGCAUCGAGCGCUGCCUCAAAAAAGGCAAAGGGGAGGAGCAAAGAGCGGCGGCCUCUCUGGCUUGUCUGCUCUGCAUCCAGCUGGGUUCAGGAAUAGAGAGCGAGGAGGUGUUCAAGACCCUGAAGCCCAUCUUCAAGAACAUCCUGGUAGACGGAUCAGCUAACAUUCAAGCCAGACAAGCGGUGGCGACGAGUCUGGGUCUUUGUACGCUGGUUGCAGAGGACGAUGUGUUGGACGUGCAGGCCACCAUGGAGUGUUUUGAGAACCUGUUCACCCGAUCCUACGCCAGAGCAGAUGGUACCUGUCCUUCGAUCAACCCACAGACGAGCCAGCUCCACACCAACGCUCUGCUGUCCUGGGCUCUGCUGCUCACCAUCUGCUCUGCUAACCAGCUCAAGGAGAUCUUGCGCAAACACCUCCCCAAACUGCCCAAGCUGCUUGAGAGUGAAGAUGUCAACAUGAGGAUUGUUGCCGGGGAGACCAUUGCUCUGCUCUUCGAGUUAGCUCGAGACACGGAGCCUGAGUUUGAGUUUGAAGAAUGGGAUCAGCUGUGCAUCAAGCUGAGCGCCUUGGCCACGGACUGCAACAAGCACCGAGCCAAGAACGACAAGAGGAAGCAGCGCUCGGUGUUCCGGGACGUCCUCAAAGCCGUGGAGGACGGAGACUUUCAGUCCGAAACGAUUCGCUUUGGGACGGAACGCAUGAGCAUCGACAGCUGGGUCAGGAAGAGGACGUACGACGCUUUCCGAGAGUUCGUAGGGUCUGGAAUGAACUAUCACCUACAGGCAAAUGAAUUCAUCAGGGACGUGUUUGAACUGGGACCUCCGAUACUGGUUGACUCGGCAACAAUGAAGGCGAUGAAAAUUUCCCGCUUUGAGAGACAUCUUCACAACUCGGCUGCGUUCAAGGCUCGGACAAAGGCCAGGAGCAAGUUCAGGGACAAGAGGGUGGACGUGGGAGAAUUCUGAGCUUUCAUUUGUUGUGCUUUUUGUUUCCUCCUCUGUUUUCUAGAUAAGUAGUCAUAUUUGGAGUUUUUUAAAAUUCUAAAUGAAACAGCUCUGGUGUUUUAAAGUAGCCACAAAAAUAACGUUUGUAUUGAAACAGCAGCAAAUGUUGAAUAAUCCCAACAGGUUGUAGUCAGAGAAAAGAAUACUGUGUAUCUACAGAAAUUGUAAAUAUUUGUAAAGUCGUCUUUUGACCAUUUUGUGGCUUCUUUUUUUUUGUGUCGUAAUUUAUGAAAUAUUUCUAUCAAAACGUAUAAAGUUAGUUUUUUUUUUUUUUUCCCCCUCCCUUGUUUUUGGUGUCGACGGCCAAACCGUCCUUAUAAUUUGCAUUAACUGUGGGAAUUAGGCCUAUGUAGUUAAAUGUCUGUCUGUUAAAAUAAAAACAGAAGAAAAACUAA
Oryzias latipes (Japanese medaka) is the source of this 1942-nucleotide messenger RNA. It is a transcript of the gene ifrd1, whose product is annotated as interferon-related developmental regulator 1. Gene Ontology annotation, cellular component: nucleus. The record is from RefSeq and is a predicted model, not a curated record. Lineage: Eukaryota; Metazoa; Chordata; Actinopteri; Beloniformes; Adrianichthyidae.